GGGAAGCGACAGACGAAGCUCCGUGACUUUAGCAAAUCGCGGCCAACCCAAAGUUGCGCGUUCCAUCUGUGCCUGGCAUAUAUCAUCGAUUUUGUUGCCAACGACACCAAACUGUACCAACAUACCUCAAUUUCUUUCCUCUCGCCUCUCUUCUCGCCUUCGAUAUCGAUAUAGUAGAGGGUCAACAUGUUUAGAAACAACUACGAUAACGACUCCGUCACCUUUUCACCUCAAGGUAGAAUAUUCCAGGUCGAGUACGCUCAAGAGGCUGUAAAGCAAGGUUCUGUCGUCGUUGGAGUCGUCAGCAAGAAGCAUGUCGUUUUGACCGCGCUCAAGAGAAAUGCAGAGGAGCUAUCCUCGUACCAGAAGAAGAUCGUUGGUGUGGAUGACCAUCUAGGGGUGGCUCUAGCAGGUCUUGCCUCCGAUGCCCGUGUCCUCUCAAAUUUCAUGAAGCAACAAUCCCUCUCCUCUAAAAUGACCUACGGCCGCCCCAUACCCGUCGAGCGCAUUGUCAAUAUGAUCGGUGAUCGAGCCCAGACGAACACACAACACUACGGCAAGAGACCCUACGGUGUCGGACUAUUAGUGGCAGGCGUUGACGAGGUGGGACCACACCUAUUCGAAUUCUCGCCGUCAGGUAUGGUCCAGGAGAUGCUCGCAUGCGCAAUUGGUGCCCGGAGUCAGAUGGCUAGGACAUAUCUGGAGAGACAUCUGGAAGAGUUUGCAGAUUCAAGCCGGGACGACCUCAUCAAGCACGCUUUGAUGGGUUUGAAGGAGAGUCUUGCACAAGACAAGGAACUGACGGUGGAGAACACCAGUCUGGCAGUGAUUGGGGUGGGAGAAAAGGAUGGCCGAAGGAAGCUGGAGAGCUUCAAACUGUACGAUGGUCAAGAUGUUGGCCCUCUCCUGGAAGUGAUUGCGGAAUCAACAUCUACAGAAGAAGCAGGUGGAGAUGCCAUGGAAACCGACGCUUCAUAGACGACCAAGAUGCAUCCGGAACGGCGUUUGGAGCGAAUAGGCUGUCAAUACGGCAGCUAAGGGGCGUACCCAUG
Molecule: messenger RNA, 1052 nt
Organism: Exophiala viscosa
Lineage: Eukaryota; Fungi; Ascomycota; Eurotiomycetes; Chaetothyriales; Herpotrichiellaceae
Product: 20S proteasome subunit alpha 6
Exons: 3
Coding region: 187-978 (263 amino acids)
Biological process (GO): ubiquitin-dependent protein catabolic process; proteasomal protein catabolic process
Cellular component (GO): nucleus; proteasome core complex; proteasome core complex, alpha-subunit complex
Source: RefSeq, a predicted model, not a curated record